AUGUCUUGCUGCUGUCCACCAUCCUGUGCCACCCCAUCUUGCCCCAAGCCUUGCUGCCCCAAGCCUUGUUGCCCCCCAUGCUGCCCCCCAUGUGGCUACCCAACAGGCGGUCUGGGUUCACUGAGUUGCUGCCCCAGUCCAUGCUGCCCCCCUUCGUGCUGCGGUAGCUCGACACCGGCACGUUGCCUUGGCAUCACCAGUGGGGCCAGCGUCUCCUGCAUCAACCAGAUCCCACCAUCCGAAGUCACCAUACAGCCACCUCCUUGUACCGUUGUGGUCCCAGGGCCAGUGCUGGCUGCUUCCUGUGAGCCUCUCCGUGUGGGAGGCUACACAGCCUGUGGCGGCUGCCCCCCCUGUGGUUGCAUCUGUUAAGCUGGAAAGGGGAGCUUCACACGAACGGGAAUGAAACGGCUACCUGAAAAGUAUGGAACGGAUUG
Gekko japonicus is the source of this 437-nucleotide messenger RNA. RefSeq names its product keratin-associated protein 5-5-like. Lineage: Eukaryota; Metazoa; Chordata; Lepidosauria; Squamata; Gekkonidae. The transcript has a single exon. The record is from RefSeq and is a predicted model, not a curated record. Bases 1 to 372 code for a protein of 123 amino acids.